Messenger RNA from Delphinapterus leucas (beluga whale), 1953 nucleotides. It is a transcript of the gene SLC30A2, whose product is annotated as solute carrier family 30 member 2. The record is from RefSeq and is a predicted model, not a curated record. Gene Ontology annotation, cellular component: plasma membrane. Gene Ontology annotation, biological process: zinc ion transmembrane transport; response to zinc ion. Gene Ontology annotation, molecular function: zinc ion transmembrane transporter activity. NCBI's taxonomy places the organism in Eukaryota, Metazoa, Chordata, Mammalia, Artiodactyla, Monodontidae.
CCAGGUGCCCCCUCCCCCUUCCCUGCGGGCUUUUGCACACGACGCGCCGCUUCACACGGGGUAGCGGGGACCGGGUAAAGCCAGCGGGAGCGGGGCGCCACGGCUGACGUAGUGGGGGCAGCAGCGGUAGCAACAGCGGGACGACCCCUCGGCAGCCUCGGCACGGCCAGGCGGGAGCGAACUCGCGGCAGAGCGGUUGGGCGAGGGGCUCACGCGCCGGGGCGGCGGGAAAGGCGCGCAGUGCCCUCCCGGCAGGUGAGUGAGCGCCGCGGAGCGUCCCGCGCGCAACUUCCAGGGAGUACACGGCAGGGAGCGCGAGACCGCAUGGAGGCCACCGAGAGGAAGCAUCUGUUAGACGCCAGGCUUGGAGCCGGGUCUUACAGAUCUCUGUGGCAGGAUGGGGCUGGCAGGAUCCCUCUGUCUUCACCUGGCCUGGACUUGCAGCCCGUUGAGCUGGCUACCAAGAGCAACCAUUACUGUCAUGCCCAGACGGGUCCUGGCAGUGAUUGCGACCUCAAGAAGAAGAGGGCAUGGCGCCAGCUCUGUGUGGCCUGUGCCUUCUGCCUGUUGUUCAUGAUUGGGGAAGUCACUGGUGGGUACCUGGCACAUAGUUUGGCGAUCAUGACAGACGCAGCCCACCUGCUCACUGACUUCGCCAGCAUGCUCAUCAGCCUCUUCUCCCUGUGGAUGUCUUCCCGGCCAGCCACCAAGACCAUGAACUUCGGCUGGCAUCGAGCUGAGAUCCUGGGCGCCCUGAUCUCUGUGCUGUCCAUCUGGGUCGUGACUGGGGUACUGGUGUACCUGGCGGUGGAACGGCUGAUCUCUGGGGACUAUGAGAUCGAGAAGGGGACCAUGCUGAUCACGUCGGGCUGUGCUGUGGUCGUGAACAUCAUAAUGGGAUUGAUUCUUCACCAGUCUGGCCACGGACACAGCCAUGGCCAUGAGCACAGCCACGACACCAGCCAGCAGCAGGAGAACCCUAGUGUCCGAGCUGCCUUUAUCCAUGUGGUUGGAGACUUUCUGCAGAGCUUGGGUGUUUUAGUGGCAGCCUUUAUUUUAUACUUCAAGCCAGAGUACAAGUUUAUAGACCCCAUCUGCACCUUCCUCUUCUCCAUCCUCGUCCUGGGGACAACCUUGACCAUCCUGAGAGAUGUGAUCCUGGUACUGAUGGAAGGGACCCCCAGGGGCAUGGACUUCAUGGCUGUGCGGGAUCUGCUGCUGUCGGUGGAGGGGGUGGAAGCCCUGCACAGCCUGCAUAUCUGGGCGCUAACUGUGGCCCAGCCUAUCCUGUCUGUCCACGUCGCCAUCGCUGGGAAUGCAGAUGCCCAGGCUGUGCUGAAGGCAGCCAGGACCUGCCUGCAGGGGAAGUUCCACUUCCACACCGUGACCAUCCAGAUAGAGGACUACUCUGAGGACAUGAAGGACUGUCAGUCAUGCCAGGGUCCCUCGGACUGACUGCCCGGCCAGGCACCAACUGGGGCAUGGACAGGCCUGCCGACGGCUGGACUGAGUGUCCCCCAGGCCCAGCCAGGACUCUGCCUACCCCAGGUGGGUUAUAAACCAGGUCACUCUCCUGACUGCUGCUCCAUGUUCAGUGUGGAGGAGGCUCGUCCCACUCCAGGAACGGGCUCUUCCCCGUCUCCCCCAUCUGACUCCCGCCAGCCCCAGGAUGGGAACUCUGCAGGUGUAAAGCUGGUGUGACCCCACUCUUCCAGCUCCCGGUGUGGCAGGGUUUGGGCCUCAUCCUCAGCUAAUGCCGCCCUACCACUAGCCUCUGGAAAGGCAGUGGGGCAUAGUGAGGGGUGACAGAGGGGAGACUCAUUGUCCCCUCACCUGCCUGCCUCAUUUCCCAUUUUCAGUCUGUCUGGCCUUUGCCUUAUGAAUCCAUAAAGAAGCCCUGGGACAGAGCCCCCUUCCUCUGCCUCUAACAAUACGCUACAAGGAGGCCAUGGG